Molecule: messenger RNA, 2937 nt
Organism: Rubroshorea leprosula
Lineage: Eukaryota; Viridiplantae; Streptophyta; Magnoliopsida; Malvales; Dipterocarpaceae
Source: the annotation of a GenBank genome assembly
AGUGACAGUCUUUCCUCUUCCCUGCGCAUUAUCCCAUUCCGAUCUUCCCUUUCUCUCUCUAUAAAAAACCUUUACUUUCUCUCUCUCUAGAAUCGAGAUCUCGAAACCCUAGAAAAAGGUCAGAUUUUGCGUCGUGGAUUCAUCGAUGAAGCUCGGUGACUGCUUCUUCACACCCUGAUCUUGAUUCCGUGCAAUUUUCAGUAUAAACAACAUACACAAACUACAUGGCUUGUGACCUGUGGGGCCCACCAUACAAUCAAGUUGCAGAAGAGAGUAGUUGUAUGCAACCUGGAUGGCAAUAUGACUUUCACUUUGGUUAUGGGUUUGAUGUGAUUGAAGAAAAUGCUUUGAAUGAAAAAUUUUGCCUGCAAGUCUUACAGAUAUUGAUAUCAAAAGCAGAUGCUGAAAUUGAUGAACUUGAAAACUAUCUGGUAUCCCUGCAAAGUGAACUGGCCUGGGCUGAAUAUGAUGACUGGUCUGAAAUAUGUUGCAAUGGUUUGAGAAAAAGGAUUGAUUGCCUUGAUGUUUCGAUAAAGGCUUUGAGGAACAGGGAUGAGAAUGAUGUUGAGGUUCAUUUACUGAUGCAUACACAACCUGCUGAGAGGGCUCAUGAUAUAGUGAGAACUCUGUUCAAAAGUUACCGCCACGGGAAAGAUAAGCAGAAUGAUCAGCCUCUGGAUGAUAUUGUCUUAGAUUCAGGAUCUGAUUCGCUUGGACAUGUGGCUGACUAUUUGCUUGAGAGCCAAAAACCAAGUGUCUCUGAUUUCAAUGUUGCUGCAGAGGAAACACAAGGUCCCUGUAUUAUUCACGCAGAAAACUGUGCUUCCAUAAAUAAAUCUAGUCAGCUUGUAGAGAAGAAAUCAAAUAACUCAGAAAUAGAGAAGCAGCUAGACAAUAUUGAUGCCAAAGACCAAAUAAAAUAUUAUCUGGCACAGGCAGCAGAACAUACCGAUGAGAACAAAGCUGCAAACAACCAUGUUUUGGAAAGUAGUGAGAAACAAGGAGCCAGAGAAGAGGAUUAUUCUCCUGAAGACAAAAUGGUCAUCCAAAAUUCACCUUCUAAGUCUGCAGGGAAGAGAAUGCUUAACCUAGAAAUAGUUAAGGUUGAGUCUCCAGAGAUCACCAUGAAUGCUUCAAACAUGGAUGCUCAGGAACAUGCAAUUGGUGGCUACCUGAACAAGAAGAAGAAAUUGAAUUCUUCUGGUUUGAAAAUUACAUGUGAAGAAGUUACAGAAAGAAGUUCGUUAUCUACAGAAGAUGUUAUAAUUUUAGAUUCAUUAUCAAUAUCUGUGGAAGAGAGGGUAGAUUGCAGUAAGAAGGUCAAGCCUGCAAAUAGUAUAUCCAAAGGUCCAGUCUCAAGUGCCUGUAAACAAACAGCUGGCCUCUCCAAGGAGAUGAAACAGCUAUGCAAGUCUGGUGGGAAAGCUGACGGACAUGAUGUCCAAGAACACAAUGUAACUGCUAAUUGCAAAAAUGGUACAUCAGAUGCAUCUUCUAUCCCUGGAUGCAACGGAAGUGACUCCAAAUCAGAUAAGCCCACAAGUGCCAUGGUUAAGAAUGUUAGUCCUGAUACUUUGAGCUGCACAACUGGCUUCAACAGGAGCAGAGAUGAUUCUGAUUCCUGGUUAGGUGCUCUUGGACAGGAGAAAAGUCAAAAAUGUGAUAUGGAUCAAAAACCGUGUGAUAUUGCUUUGAAGGCCUCACAUAAACGAAGCAUGAAGGAAGCAAAGGUUUCUUCAACUAAUAAGAUGGAGUCUUCUAGUUCAUUAUCAGAGGGACAGGAGAAGAGGAGAGAUCAUUCACAAGUUGUGAAAGUCAAAAAAGCUGCCCUAAACAACAGCGAACAUUCUGCCUUAACUUUGCUCGUAGAUCUGCAGGCUGAGAAAGAAAAAAUAAAAACCAGCCUGCAGUUGAAAGGUGGAGAAAUGCAUCUUGAUGAGAUUCAAAUGGCUGCAAGUGAUGAGAACUUUGGUAUGAACUUGUCCAUGGUGCCUCAAGGAAAGAAGGCAGAAAUGAGUGUCAAGUCAAAUCCAACAAACAAUCAAGAAUUCAAUCCAAUCUCUAAGGAAGCUGUUUCAAAUUCAUCUUUGAGUCCAAAUGCUAGGAAGCAGCAGAAGACUCUUAACAGUGCUAGUUUAAAUUGUUCUCUGAAUGGGAGGUUCCAAAACAAAAUAUCUCCACUUACCCUGCUGGAAGCUGAUGAGAAAGGUGCAAAACCGGAUGAUCACCAGAGUUCUGUAUCACCAUCACAGAAGAAAAGUAGAAGGGCUUCAAGUCUACCAAUGGUUGUGGAGUUAAGAAGUUCAGCUUUUCAAAUCGAAUUCUCAAAAUUGCAUGGGGACACAAUUGAUUGUACAGGUAAAAAAGAAUGUUCAGUUUCAGAGUCCUAUUCUGCUGAUGAUUGCUGCAUUGGGUUAUCAUUGGCCUCUGUCAUAAGUAACUUGAAGGACAUGAAAUUAUCUGAUCUGAGGGCCAUUGCAAAGGAACAUAAGCUGACAAAAUACCAUAAGCUUCGAAAAGAAGAUCUGGUAGAAAAAAUAGUAAACCGACUCGGUUGCUAAUAGGAAUGGCUUGUGUAUUGAUUGGUUUUCCAUUCAAUUCGUUCCGGUAUGUGGCUCAAUGGAUAUCUCUCUUCGGCAUUCCGAUAUGUCUUAAUCUUUUGAAUUGCUCCACUGUUCUUCAUCACUUCACAAAUCCCAGAAAGCAGACUAACAUAGUGUUAUGUAUUUUGUAUUAUGGCUGCUACAAUGAACAGGCAAGAAUUGAAUGAUUCAACUAGAACAAGAGAUCAAAUGAGUCUUUAGAAUCUCUGUACAUGAUUAGCUGCUUAAAACAUGCCAUUUAGGCAUUUACCAUUGUCCUUAACUGUAGAUGUAAUUUAUCUAUGGCAGUCUGGAGUUUUAAUUGUCAAGCAAAUAAUAACAUGGUUGGCAAUAG